AUGGUUGAACUGAGGCGCCAGACCCGGCCAUCAGCACCACCGCCCACAACCAACGAGAAUGAUCCGCACGACUCGUCCGACGCGACAUCAUUACGAUCGAAACGAAAUCGAGCAGUAUCAGCUGUCAACGGCGAGCAACAGCAGCACCAGGAAUUGCACAAACGCCGCAAGCUCGCCAACAACCUGCAACCCCAGAAACUGCGCAUCCCACUUCGCGGCAGGACUGGACUACAGCCAAAAUAUACAAAAUCUGCUCCUGAGAAGAGCAAAUACAGUCACCAGUCUGCCGGUGAAUUGCCUACGCCUGCUACAUCGAUCGAUAGCCCCACACCGAAAGCACAGUAUGAUCAGUUCCGAAGAGUCGAGGAGAAAGCUAGAGCCUCUAUCCGCGAAAACAAGACUGGUGAUGCCGACAACAAGAACAAUGACCGGCGUAGGCUGCGAUCCGAGCAUGGCGGCACACGUAUCAAGACAGAGUUGGCCCAAUUCAUCCCGAAUUUCGAGGAGAUGCUCAGCCUGGAGCCUCCUGAUCCUACCGCCCUGACAGCACACACACGCGUCACCCUCCUCAACGACACCCCAGACUAUGACCCUCCGCCACCCCGCUCCGACCCCUUCGCGCCCACAAACCCCUCCACAACACCGAGAUCAUCCCCAUCCCCUCCCUACCCUAUGGCCGAAGACCGGUAUCUCAAGAGUCACGCCAAAGCAGAGCGGCACGAAAAGCACAUGAAGAGUGGUGAACGAGAGCGUAGUCAGCACGAGAAAUACCAACUCUCUCGUCUGCUGGAUGACCUUCGUGGCCCUGAUUGGCUGAAGACUCUUGGUAUCUCUGGCAUCACUGACUCAGAGAAGAAACGAUAUGAGCCUAAGCGAGCGCUAGUGAUUCAGGAGAUCAAGGCUCUUAUCAACAAGUUCGAUAGGUGGAAGGAAGAGGAGAAGCGGCGGAAAGCGGAGAGGGAUCAAGCCUUGGCGGAGGAGGCUGAGGCUGCCGAGCAGGAGGAAAGUGAGGACGAGAGUGAGGAUGAGGUGGCGAAUAGUGAACGUAGCGCUUCCACUGCGCCAUCGACGCGACAAGGUCCCGAUUCCAGCGAGAUUGACGAGCUGGCUUCUGCUCAGUUGCUUGGCGAGGCAAGAGGCGCCAAAGGUGCUUCAGCAGCCGGCAGAUUAGGCGUCAAGGACUCGAGCAGCAACAAACGCCGAAGACGAAACGGUGUCGGUCACAGUCGCACCACCUCUCGAAACGACUCGCCCGCAAAGCACUCCGCCUCCGUCACUCUACCGCCACCACCACCACCGCCGCCUCCACCAGAGAAACCAAUUACCUCAUUCUUCGCAAAACGUCACCUCCGCGAUGCAGCCAUCGCAGGCCGACAACGUGGACGCACCGUCCUUGCGUUCGGCCACCCUAUACCUGAGAUGGUGCCGAUCGAGGAGGCGGAAGUGCUGGAGGAGGGUGUGCCAGCGCGGGAGUUCCGGCUGCCGCAAAGCAUACUCACGGAAGAUGCUAUUAGAGCUAGUCAGCGCAGUGGGAGGAGGCGGAGGAGAGAUACUGAUGCAGCUGCCGCUUAG
Messenger RNA from Cyphellophora attinorum, 1572 nucleotides. RefSeq lists its product as uncharacterized. Gene Ontology annotation, molecular function: histone acetyltransferase activity. Lineage: Eukaryota; Fungi; Ascomycota; Eurotiomycetes; Chaetothyriales; Cyphellophoraceae. The transcript has 3 exons. The record is from RefSeq and is a predicted model, not a curated record. Bases 1 to 1572 code for a protein of 523 amino acids. Gene Ontology annotation, cellular component: SAS acetyltransferase complex.